Letharia columbiana is the source of this 1560-nucleotide messenger RNA. RefSeq lists its product as uncharacterized. Gene Ontology annotation, cellular component: actin cortical patch. The transcript is spliced from 3 exons. NCBI's taxonomy places the organism in Eukaryota, Fungi, Ascomycota, Lecanoromycetes, Lecanorales, Parmeliaceae. The record is from RefSeq and is a predicted model, not a curated record. Gene Ontology annotation, molecular function: phosphatidate phosphatase activity. Bases 1 to 1560 code for a protein of 519 amino acids.
AUGAUCAUUACUUCCCUUCCAACCGUACUCCUCGUCCUCCUCCCCCUCAUUACCGCAACAGCGGUCCGUCGAAGCAUCCCACGGCCCGGCCAAGUAGGCCAAGAGCGGCCGUUGAUCACCCCAUCGCCGGCCAGCUGGGAUCCAACCAAGACAUACAAAAAGAGAGGCGUGGUCAGUGAUCUUGCCGGGGAUGUCAAUUCCAUACUCAGCGGCUUGGGUUCAGACAUACCCUCAUACGUCGCGUCAGGCGUGCCCAAUUUCUUCCAGGGUUUUCCUACUGGGGCCGAUGUGCAGAGUAGCUUGGGGCUCAACGAUACUCAAGUCAAAGCGCUGCCGACACAGGUGCUGAACAUACCUGGCUAUGCCAAUUGGACAGGUCAAGGCUGGAAUCUUCGCUUCCACGGCAACGUCUUCAAGCAACCUAAUAUCACCGAACAGAGACUAGAUGAUCUUGCGAACGUAUUCUUGGUCGGCACUUCCGUUGAAGAUCUUCCACCAUCCCAGGCUUCGCAGGCUCGAAACCUGACUGCUGAAAUAUUCAUAAUCCAGCAGAGCAACCAGAAUGUGACCUUCAAUCUCCAGCCCGCACCUACUGCAGGGGCCUCUGGAGAACAAGGCGGAGGCGGAGCCGUGACUCCACAAGGCGGAAGUCAACAGAUUAAGUAUCCAAUUCCAACAGAUGCGGAGGGAGACUUUGACGGCUUUGUCCAAAUCAAUGACGCUGGGCUCGAUGCUGGCAACUCUACAAGCGAGAUCCAGCGCCUGAAUGUCUACACGGAGGGAGAUGUGAAUGGAAAUGCAACUGCCUACCUUGUUCCUCCAACAGGUCUGGGGAUCAUUUCCGACAUUGACGACAUCCUACGCGUUACCCAGAUCUACGAACCAUCCUUGGGCCUCCUGAACACUUUUGCCAAGCCUUUCACUCCCUGGAUGAAUAUGCCUGACAUCUAUGCCAACUGGUCGCGCACCCUUCCGAAUUUUUGGUUCCAUUACCUGACCACCACCCCUGAGCAAGUGACUCGCAAUUACAUGGAUUUCAUCUACAAGAAUUACCCUGGCGGCUCCUUCGACGAUCGUCCUUUGAACUUCAGCGACGUCAGCGCUACAUUGAGCAUCCGCAAGUUCUUACUCGAUAAGGUCUUCCAGACCUUCCCACAACGAAAGUUCGUUCUAAUUGCGGACACGAGCAAUAGCGAUGUUAUGAGGGAUUACCCAGCCAUGGUAACAGAUUACCCAGGCCAAGUACAAUGCAUCUUUCUCCGGAACACCACGAAUACGGAUCCCGGUGAUAGAUUCCCCUACGAUACGAGCGGAUUCAAGAAUGUCCCAGCAAGCAUGUACAUGUUCUUCGUCGUACCUGAUGAUCUCACAAACCUAGACAUCGCCAACGGGCAGUGCGUCAACACUACCAUCAAGCAGAACCUCACCUUUGGCUACCAGGGCUUACCUGAUGGGAUCAACCUUGGCAGUGCCAAUAAGAAAGGCUCUGGAAGCUUGCUUGCGGCAUCGACUACAUGGGUGUUUGCAGCGGCGAUGGGAGCGGCAAUGUGGGCGCUGUAG